CGUGACUAAAACCAGGAAGUGAGUCGAGUGUCAACAACGAAAGGAGAUGGCUUCCGCAGACUGGCACCUGUCUUUGAAGCUGAUGGAUCAACCCAAAUCAAUCUUCCACUUCCCAGAGAUGAUGCCAGGGGAUGUUCCACCUGGAGGAUACAGGGUCGCUACCUUGAAACAGCUUGUAGCAGCUCAGCUCUCAGACUCCGUCCUAGACCCUGAACUAAUAGAGCUGGUCCACUGUGGACGGAAACUUAAAGAUGAUCUCACACUGGAUGCCUGUGGGAUCCAACCAGGAUCCACUUUACACAUCCUCAAAAAGACUUGGCCAGAGCCAGAGAGCAGUCCAGAGCCUGUGAAUAGAGCAACUGCAGCCAGGGAGUUCAGGGUGUUUCAUGCUGCUCUUCACUCUCUCAACUCUGCUUACAGAGACUCAGUAUAUAAAAUGCUAACAAAUAAAGAGUCCCUGGAUCAGAUCAUUGUGGCUACACCAGGGCUCAGGUCAGACCCAGUUGCCCUAGGGGUGCUCCAAGACAAAGAUCUCUUUGUGCAGUUCACAGACCCUAACAUGCUGGAUGUAUUAAUCAGUUCACACCCAGCCCUUGUCAACGCCAUCAUCCUGGUCCUGCACUCUGUGGCAGGCAGUAUGCCCGCUCAGUCCAGUGCCAGCUCCUCUCGCAACGUCUCUGCCAGUUCCUACAGUGAAAUGCCAGGAGGCUUCAUGUUUGAGGGCAUGUCUGACGACGAGGAGGAUUUCCAAUCUGGGAGCCCAGCAGGACCCUCCAACAGAUCAGGGGUCUCAGCAGGAAUGCGACCAGUGUCCCUGAGUCACAGUGGAGCGACAGGCCCUCGACCGAUAACACAGAGCGAGCUGGCAACAGCUUUGGCUCUCGCUAGCACUCCUGACAGCAGCGCAGUCACUCCCACGACAGCAAGCCAGGCGGACCCCUCCAGCGGCGUAGCCCCCAUGCCAGCAGGGACCCCAGUCAGCAACGAUCUCUUCAGCCAGGCACUGCAGCAAGCUCUGCAAGCCACCAACAUGUCUGCUCUACAGGGCCGCUGGCAGUCCCAGAUGCAGCAGCUCAGGGACAUGGGGAUCCAGGAUGAGGAGCUGAUGCUGAGGGCGCUGCAGGCCACAGAUGGUGACAUCCAGGCUGCCCUCGAGCUCAUAUUUGCUGGAGGCCCAGGACUCUGAGCUCAUACCCCACAGACAGGAGGCUUUUAUAGAGGAGAGAGCAGGAGAAAGCUUGUUACGCUGCCACUCAAAAAUAAUAAAUUAUGGAUUUUGACAUGCAGUAUGUACAUUUUUUUAUUAUUACCCUAAUUACCGUGAAGUAUACAGUACAUACAUCACUGUUUCAACUGAGCUCCACAAAGCUCAGUUGACAGCUUGACAGCUUUUUCUUAUUGAUGUGACCAGACUUGUAAUAAAUUUAAUCAUGCUCAUCAAGUCAUCAAUCUGUUGUCCUGUUAUU
This is a messenger RNA of Toxotes jaculatrix (banded archerfish), 1466 nucleotides long. Its product is annotated as ubiquitin-like protein 7. Gene Ontology annotation, cellular component: cytosol. The transcript has 11 exons. The record is from RefSeq and is a predicted model, not a curated record. Gene Ontology annotation, biological process: ubiquitin-dependent protein catabolic process. The coding region runs from base 47 to 1186 and encodes 379 amino acids. NCBI's taxonomy places the organism in Eukaryota, Metazoa, Chordata, Actinopteri, Toxotidae. Gene Ontology annotation, molecular function: polyubiquitin modification-dependent protein binding.